Molecule: messenger RNA, 2564 nt
Organism: Chroicocephalus ridibundus (black-headed gull)
Lineage: Eukaryota; Metazoa; Chordata; Aves; Charadriiformes; Laridae
Exons: 10
Coding region: 21-857 (278 amino acids)
Source: RefSeq, a predicted model, not a curated record
AAAGGCAUGCUGAACUACUUAUGGAGAUUAAAGACCUUGAGAGAAAGCUUAUUCAGUCUGAAAACCAAGUCAAAGCCCUGAGUGAAGAAGCAAGUAAGAAGGAAAAUGAUUACAGGAAUUAUAAUGAGGAUUUUACUAAGAAAAUAAAAUGUCUGGAGAAUGACAUCAAAACUGCAACUGAAUAUCUACUUAAAAAAGAACAAGAACUAAAGAUAAGCAGGAUAACCUUGGAAGAAACCCGGAGAGCAAGAGAAGAGGAGUAUACAAAAUACAAAGAACUGAGGAAAUCAUUUUUACAAAAGAAAGAUGAAGAGCUACGAGUCAAAAGAGCUAUUCAGCAGUCAAUCAAAACUACUGGGAAGCUCAAGGAGGACAAGCUGGAGCUGAGGAACGAAUUGCGGAUCAAGCGUGAUGCUGCGAUUGACCAACUGAAAAAUCAUACAGAGAGUAUGAAGCUGCUAGAACGAGACAUCUACGAGAUCAACAGGAAACUUGACAUCGUGAACACUGAGAACUGCAGAUUCAAAUUACGCAAUGCGCAGAUAAAAGAAGAUAUUCUUGCAAUGAGUUCCGAAGCAGAAAACCACAAGUCAGCAACAGUCAAAAUGCUGAAUGACCUAACAGUGCUUCAUGAUCAUCUUCUGAAGGGAUGGUCAGAGGAGAGCUGUAUUCAAAAGGAAUUUCUGGAGAAUGAGCAGGAAAUACUGAAUGAAGUGACAGCUCUAACAACAAAAAUUCUACAACGAGAGGAAAAGAUUGGUGAUAUUAAUGGCAGGCUACAAAAUAAGCUGGAAGAACUGGAUUCUCUGAUUGUCAAGAAAUCUAGAAUGGAUGCUCACUGUUUUGCUGAAGGCUAAAGUACUGGACCCCAGCAGGAAGUCAUUCCAGCAGCUUUCAUUAUUGCAGUGGUGAUAUUGUAUGAAGUUCCUUUCUCUGCUGCUAAACUCUGCUGCUGUCUGAUCACUGCUGUUGCUGUAGUAUGGGUACAGCAAGAAGCAAAAGUUGAGCUGUUGGCACCACCAACAAAGGGAUGAAACUGGCAUGAAGCACUCAGAAGAGGAAGCUAAGGUGGCUGUGCUGAAAGGCACAGAGAAGGCUUCACCCAUACAUAGCUAACAGAUGCUUCACAGGUUUACUGGCAGCAAGCGGCUUGCUGACAAAAGGUGUAGGCUGUCGGAAGAAGGAAAUCUUUAAUCUGAUCUUAAAUGGAAAAUUACAGUCAAGGUAUAAGAAAAUUAAUUUCAUGGGAGGGCUACUACUGUUUAAUCAUCGCCAGGAAGAGGCAUUGCGUGUAAAAGGGCAAAGCGGUUUUGGCAGAAGAUAAACGCCCUUGCGUUCUGACAUGAUGAAUUGAAGCGACUGUUGAAAGAGGCCCAAGAAAAUGGACAAAGAACUCUGAUUACUGUCCAUCAUGAUGUUGAAGAAAUACACCAAGUACUGGAAAGAGUCAAGAGAGACGGGGGACAUGAACCGUGGGACACUCUUCUUGGAUGGUCGCCGACGGCUACAGGACUUUUUAACAAGAUGCUCCAUCCUGUUGUUGUUUUACUAGUACUCACCGUAUUGUGCUUUGUAUUGACAAUCGUUUUGUGUGUUAGACUUUAGAUUAUGAUGAAAAGCUUAACUCACUUGAUCACUCCACAAGAUGUAUUUGCACUUGAUAUCCCUCACCACACGAGGACAUGUGAUAUUCCCUAUCAUCAGUAUUGCGUAUCGUGGAGCUUGAGUGACUGUAGUCACGGGGCGGAUUAUGUGGAAUAAUUACUAAAUUGGCCAAGAAUACAAAAGUACCGCAUUGUUCACACAUUAAGGAAAGUCAUAAAAUCAAGAGGCUUCUGAGGUAGAAUACAGCUGAAGCUGACACAUGAAGAAUGCAGCAUCUGCGAUUCCCUGGACAAGGUUGUUUGCGAAACUACACGAGGGAUGGAACAGAACGCGAUUGUUCCGUGGCCUUCCCUUGUGACGAAUAGCAGAUAUGGGAGCGAGAUGGUACUACGGAACAGAUAAGCUGCCUACUUGCUUACUACGAAACAGAUAAGCAGCCUACACGCUACCUGAGCCAACAUUUUGUCAAAUUUUCAUGAAAUGUUGUCCUUUGUGGGAACUUUGCUCAUUACAACGUACCAAAACACACCUCCAUCCCAGAAGCUACCCACCCCCAAGGUGUGACCACUCCUCCUUGAGUACACCAAUCAUAAUAAAAGUAUUUAUGACUAAAGUCACUCAAACUCCACUUUGAAGAUAAAAAAAUAGUAUAAAAAUAGCCCGAAAGAGGGGGGAUAUCAGGGAAGACACUGUCCCAAACAAGUCGAGAACUCCAUCACUGACUUCCAGGACCAGCUGACGGGCUGAGCCUUUCUUCCCCACCAUAGGGACACCUUGGGUAAGACUUAGGUUAUACCGAGAGUUUCCUCGGGGAACUUAGAAAUUUCUCUAGAGAAUCUCUCUCCUACGUUUAUAGCCAGGCUGUGUUGUUUAUAACUUUGUCAUGCUUUUGUAUACUUAACAAUAUCUUUAUUUGCACACACUUUGCAGACAGUGUAUUUAUCACUGGCAAUCCUAAG